CUCGUACGCAGCACUAAAUCACUUCAAGAAUGUCUCAGCUCUGGAAAGCUCCCUCUCCCGCACCGACGCCGCUUGGUCGUUAUCGCGUUUUGUCCUCACUUGCAGGUGUUCGCGUCUCACCACUCCAACUUGGAGCAAUGAGCAUUGGCGACAAGUGGGACAGUAUCGGAAUGGGCUCCAUGGACAAGGAGUCGUCUUUCAAGCUCCUCGAUGCAUAUUAUGACGCUGGCGGUAACUUCAUUGAUACGGCCAGUAACUAUCAGGAUGAGACGUCUGAGAUAUUUAUCGGAGAAUGGGCAGAAAGUCGCGGUAUCCGUGAUCAACUUGUAAUUGCAACGAAGUAUACGACAAACUUCAAACGCCUUGACAAUCACGCUAAAAUCAAAGUCAACUACGCGGGAAAUAAUGCGAAAAGCCUCAAAAUUAGCAUCGAGGCUAGUCUGAAGAAACUGCGCACGUCCUACAUUGAUAUUCUCUACGUCCACUGGUGGGAUUACAACACCCCGAUCAAGGAAGUUAUGGAUAACCUUCAUAAUCUUGUCGUUUCCGGGAAAGUGCUGUACCUUGGUGCUUCCGAUACCCCGGCGUGGGUCGUUGCCUCUGCAAACCAAUACGCACAGGACCAUGGCAAGGCACCCUUUGUGAUCUAUCAAGGUGCUUGGAACGUCAUGCAACGCAGCUUUGAGCGCGAGAUUAUUCCCAUGGCUCGAGCUAAUGGCCUUGCUCUCGCUCCAUGGAACGUCCUCGCGUCGGGUCGCUUGCGCACAGAUGCUGAAGAAAAAAUGAGACUCGAGUCUGGCGAGAAAGGACGUACUAUGUCUCGCCCGGAGUGGUUGCGUGACGAGGAUGAGAGGAAGAUGAGCGCCGCACUUGAGAAGGUCGCCAAAGAAGUCGGGACGGAGCACAUCACUGCCGUCGCUAUUGCAUAUCUAAUGCAGAAGACUCCAAAUGUGUUCCCGAUUGUCGGUGGCCGAAAGGUUGAACAUUUGAUGGCAAAUAUCGAAGCGCUGAAAAUCUCGCUGUCGGACGAGCAGAUUCAGCACCUUGAAAGCGUGUUACCAUUUGACCCGGGGUUCCCUGUCUCCUUCAUCGGAGAUGGGACUCCAAACAGGAAGACGAUACUAUUGGAGUCUGCAUCGGAAUGGGAUCGCUGGCCACUUAGACAACCUAUCAAACCCGCCCCCAAUGCUUGAAACAAGCGCGAUUGUGGGAAUGUGUUCUGUAGCAUACAAAAUUGUGUAUGUGGUGCAACCGACUUGCGCACUUGAUUGGCCCAGUGCCCAAU
Messenger RNA from Fomitiporia mediterranea MF3/22, 1285 nucleotides. Its product is annotated as aryl-alcohol dehydrogenase [NADP+]. The record is from RefSeq and is a predicted model, not a curated record. NCBI's taxonomy places the organism in Eukaryota, Fungi, Basidiomycota, Agaricomycetes, Hymenochaetales, Hymenochaetaceae. The transcript has 4 exons. Bases 30 to 1193 code for a protein of 387 amino acids.